Molecule: messenger RNA, 1082 nt
Organism: Pseudogymnoascus verrucosus
Lineage: Eukaryota; Fungi; Ascomycota; Leotiomycetes; Thelebolales; Thelebolaceae
Exons: 3
Coding region: 588-1067 (159 amino acids)
Cellular component (GO): membrane
Source: RefSeq, a predicted model, not a curated record
CACAUAACAACCACCCUCUCCCCAUCCCAUCUCACCCCUCCUUCUGCUUCUGGACUCACGCUGGACGGAACUGUUAAAAUCGAUAACACCGAGAUCGAUGUAUCCCGUCUCACGACUCAGACCCUCAUCUCCGCUGUAGACAGCACGUCUCCGCAACCGCAUUUAGCAUCAUCACUCACUAACACAAACACCAAAAAACAAAUGAAUUGAGAGUCUGCGACUUUCUUCACCACCACAAUCACCAACAAGCGCCCAUACACUCACUCACCUACUCAACUCUCCAGCCUCUACUCUACUCACAUCCACUCCUCCUACCUUACAACCCACCAAUCCCACACUCACCCACCAACUCCACCACCACUCCCAAACCCGCUCCAAUCGCCAACCGCACCCACGCCCACCCCCUGGUAACCUCCCCAGGUACCCACAAUACCCGCGGCGCCUCUCUCCACCCGCCUCCUUGCCCAUUCCAUUGAUCCUACCCGCCAACCGCUCAAAAAAAAUCCACUGUCACCACCACCACCACUCUCUCCCAACGACGACCACGACAAACAACGCCGCUGUGAGAUAAAGGCAACGACGAGACGAUGGGCUACGCAUUCCUUUUCCCGCUGCGCGUCUUGCAGGUCGUGACAGCGAGCAUGGUGCUGAUUCUGUCUUCUUAUGUGGCGCAUUGGUACGAUGCGGAUACGCUCACAGCAUCGCCGUCGCAGUUUAACUUCCUCAUCUUCACGGGGGUGUGGAGUUUGUUGAGUAUUUUCUAUCUGGAGAUUGUGCCGAGGAGGUGGCCUAGAGGCUCCCACCCCUACGCCUCCUUCGCCCUCGAAUCCCUAACAACAAUCUUCCACCUCUCCGGCUUCAUCGCCCUCGCCGUCUUCCUCUCCAAACUCCUCUUCUGCCGUGGGAGCGUCUGCAACGCCGCGCGCGCCGAUGUAGGCGCCGCAUCUUUCGGCUUCGUGUUAUGGGUUGUGUCUACGGCGACGGUGGGGAUGGAGAUCUUUAAGGGCGGGUUUAGGAGGGCUGGUGCGGGUGGGAAGGUUGAGAUGAGGGGUGUUGGGACGGCGUAGCUCAUAUUGAUGGGG